GUAACCUUUGCUUCCCCUGUUUUCAAAUAGAAACAAGAAGAUGGCCACCCAAACACCAUCUCUGUUGGAGCGCAGCAUAAGCACCAUCAUCGACACCUUCCACAAAUAUGCUAAGGAGGAAGGACACACAGACACCCUGAGCCAGGGUGAAUUCAAAAAGAUGGUGAAAGCUGAUCUGGCAAACUUUCUGAAGAAGGAGAAAAGGAAGGACAAACUCAUAAAUGACAUCAUGGAGGACCUGGACACAAACCUGGACAAGCAGCUGACUUUUGAGGAGUUUGUGGUCCUGAUGGCAAAGAUGGUCCAUGCCACCCAUGAGAAGAUGCAUGAGAAAAACCCACGUGGGCAUGACCACAGCCAUGGUUUAGGCCUUGGGAAGUAAUUAGGAGAACAGCCACUUUGCAUCUGCCCAACCAAGGUGAAAGGAAAUGUCUUACCUUGGUUGUGGAGCUGGGAAAUGAUAGAAAAUAAAGUCUUUAUCCAUUCCA
This is a messenger RNA of Phodopus roborovskii (desert hamster), 488 nucleotides long. RefSeq names its product S100 calcium binding protein A9 (gene S100a9). The transcript has 2 exons. Gene Ontology annotation, molecular function: calcium ion binding. Gene Ontology annotation, cellular component: extracellular exosome; cytoplasm; nucleus. The record is from RefSeq and is a predicted model, not a curated record. Lineage: Eukaryota; Metazoa; Chordata; Mammalia; Rodentia; Cricetidae. The coding region runs from base 41 to 382 and encodes 113 amino acids. Gene Ontology annotation, biological process: chronic inflammatory response; astrocyte development; neutrophil chemotaxis.